AUGGAUGUUGUCAGGAAAUAUGCCGGAUUGGAGGAUUCCUUGACGGAUGAGACCCUGGCUCCAUUGAGGACUUACAAAUAUUCGAGUGUCGAUAAGUCAUAUAUCUCUCGGUAUAUACUCAAACACUAUGUAUUGUCGCUCUCUGCCCUUUUCAACGCUUUUCUUUUUACCUCCAAAGGGGAUGGAUGGAUGGAUCAUCUCCCCUGGAAUGCCUUUGUCGAACUCUUGCCACUAUGGAUUGCUCCCAACAUGGUCACCCUGCUUGGGUUCGGAUUCAUUGUUGGGAAUGUAGUGCUGCUGGAGAUUUACAUGCCUAAUCUCGUAGGACCGGCUCCAUCAUGGGUAUACUAUAGCUUUGCUAUAGGCAUCUGGAUGUACUCUACCAUGGAUAAUGUCGAUGGCAAACAGGCUAGACGCACCGGCACGUCAAGUCCUCUUGGAGAAUUAUUUGACCAUGGGAUUGAUUCUUUAAAUUGCACGCUAGCAAGUUUACUUGAAGUAGCAGCCAUGGGUCAAGGAUCGACCAAAAUCGGGGCCUUCACUAUGCUGAUUCCAUGUCUACCUAUGUUCUUCUCGACCUGGGAGACGUAUCAUACCCACACCCUAUACCUGGGCUACUUCAAUGGUCCCACAGAGGGCCUGAUCAUUGCCACCUCAAUCAUAAUAGCCGCCGGUUAUUACGGACCCGAGAUUUACUCUCGUCCUUUGGCCGACGGUAUCGGAUACAAGGAUUUGCUCGGAAACAUCACCUUUCUUGACAUUUGGGUCUUUGUCCUCCUCACGUCUUUCUUCACCGCCCACUUGCCCGAGUGUGUCUAUAAUGUGGUCCAGGCACGAAGACGCAGUGGGUUGCCGGUAUUGCCCAUCUUCCUUGAAUGGACUUCCAUCAUCGUAUCAAGUAUCUCGGCUAUAUCGUGGGUCUAUUCUCCUUAUUCCUUCAUCCUGAAAGACAACCACCUCGUCUUGUUCGCCGUCACCCUAUGCUUUGUCUUUGGGCGAAUGACCACCAAAAUCAUCCUCGCCCACCUUACCAGGCAGCCAUUCCCUUACUGGACUGUCCUAAUCACCCCUCUUAUCGGCGGUGCGGUCCUCGUCAACCUCCCUGCCAUCGGCUUACCAUCCGUUGGGGCUACUGUGGAGCUAUGGUAUCUUUGGGGCUACCUCGCCUUUGCCUUUGCCGCAUACAUGCACUGGGCCCUAUACGUUAUUGGCCGUAUCACAACGUUCCUGGAUAUCAACUGCCUGACGAUAAAGAAACGACAUUCAUCCUCGAAUGGCCCUGUCCUCGGUGUUAUUACAAACAGCAAAAUGCAAGCAGGGUUCAACAAACCGGUCAAGUUGAACUAG
This is a messenger RNA of Nannizzia gypsea CBS 118893, 1347 nucleotides long. Its product is annotated as cholinephosphotransferase 1. Gene Ontology annotation, molecular function: phosphotransferase activity, for other substituted phosphate groups. The transcript is spliced from 6 exons. The record is from RefSeq and is a predicted model, not a curated record. Lineage: Eukaryota; Fungi; Ascomycota; Eurotiomycetes; Onygenales; Arthrodermataceae. The coding region runs from base 1 to 1347 and encodes 448 amino acids. Gene Ontology annotation, cellular component: membrane. Gene Ontology annotation, biological process: phospholipid biosynthetic process.